Molecule: messenger RNA, 960 nt
Organism: Lymnaea stagnalis (great pond snail)
Lineage: Eukaryota; Metazoa; Mollusca; Gastropoda; Lymnaeidae
Source: the annotation of a GenBank genome assembly
AUGCUUGGAAUCACGCCAGUCAUUUCCGUCCUGGGCAUCAUGGGAAAUAUGUUCAGCAUACUAAUCCUAACAAAGCACGGGCUCCAAAAAUGUUCAAAUAUUCUUCUUCUCUCCCUCGCCGGAAAUGACGUGCUCUAUCUCAUUGGUUUUAACAGCAUACCAAAACUUCUGUACGAAGUGGCGGCGUGCGAGGAGGGGUUCCAUUACAACCAUGACGUGUCGCACCUCCUCUUCUACCUGCACCACAUUUUUCACAACAUCGACUACGCCUGUUCGAGCACCUCCCUGACUCUGCCUAUGCUUAUAACGUUCGAGCGACUCUUCGCCGUGUUUCUGCCAAUGAAAUUCCACCGAUUCGUCACCCCGUGUCGCACGUGGUUCGCCGUGGCAUUGGUCAACAUUUCUUGGGCCGCCUAUUUUAUCCACAUGUCCUUUUUAGCCACCUUCACCUACGAUUACAAUCCACGUCUGAACAUGAGCGUAGGGCUAAUUACGCGCUCAGCCUACUUCUACGACCACUCUCAAAUGGUUGUAAUACUGGAAGGAGUGAUGACGUACUUGAUUGUACAAAUCCCGCCUUUCGUAACAAUGGCGGGAUGUGUCGUCAUAGCGAUCAAGGUCAAGGUCGCCUCGGUCCAAAGGAAAAGGCUAACACUGCAGAACAAGAAGUGCGCCGCGCUCAGCCGCACCACCAGAACGUUGCUGGCUGUGUGCAUGGUGUACACCUUCACCUGUGCUGUUCUCAACCUCCCCAACUACAUCCCUGAGUACAUGUACAACAGCAUGGUCAGCGACGCGCCAUCCAACCUCGGCAGGGUCCUGUACCAGGUCAUGAGCCUCGCGCUCUGUCUGAACAGCUCCUGUAACUUUGUGGUCUAUGUCGUCAUGAACAAGAAUUUCAGAACUACGCACAUUGCGAUGUUUGCAUGCAAACACCAACCACGCUGUACGAGUGCAUGA